CGGCGCCGUUUCUGAGCGCCUGCGUACUGUGACGCUGCGCAGCCGGAGAGGCGGGUCUUAGCUCCAGGUGCCUACGGCGGCUCAGAGGGCGCGGUGCAGAACUACUAGAUCUAGGGAGAGGGCGCCGCGUCCAGAUGUGGAGACGGGCGGUGUGAAGGCAAGAAGAGUAGUCCUGCCUCUCUCCUUCCCCUAUUUGGCUGAGAAAGUGGUUUCUGCAGACUCCCGGGAACACCAGAGGGCCCUAUCUCGAUCCCUGGGGCGUGGUGCUUGGAGGGGACUGAACGUCCCCCCAUGGGGAUAGGCCUCGGAGACAGCUGUUGCAAACUGAUUGGUUCAGAGAAAUAUUGCCUAAACCGCUGGGGAGCCUGAUUCCUUAUUGGUGGUGGUGGUGGGGACCCGGCUUAGUACUCCAGCAUCUCCUGUCAUCCCUAGCGGCCUAUGUCCCUUGCUCGGGGUCAUGGAGACACUGCGGCCACCACGGCAGCGCCUCUGUCUGAAGAAGGGGAAGUGACCUCUGGCCUUCAGGCUCUGGCCGUAGAGGAUACGGGAGACCCCUCUACCUCGGCCGGUAAGGCCGAGGAAGAGGGGGAAAGAGGCCAGGAGGAGACUGAGCGAGAGGGGUCUGGGGCAGAGGGUGCGCAGGGAGAAGUUCCCAGCGCUGGGGGGGAAAAGCAUGCCGAGGGAGAAUCCGAGGACUGGUGCGUGCCCUGCAGCGAUGAGGAGGUGGAGCUGCCCGCGAGUGGGCAGUCCUGGAUGCCUCCGCCUUCCGAAAUCCAGCGGCUUUAUGAACUGCUGGCUGCUCAUGGUACCCUGGAGCUUCAAGCGGAGAUCCUGCCCCGCCGGCCGCCCACGCCCGAGGCCCAGAGUGAAGAGGAGAGAUCUGAUGAGGAGCCAGAGGCCAAAGAAGAGGAAGAGGAAAAACCACACAUGCCCACGGAAUUUGACUUUGAUGAUGAGCCAGUGACACCAAAGGACUCCCUGAUUGACCGGAGACGUACCCCAGGAAGCUCAGCACGGAGCCAGAAACGGGAAGCUCGCCUGGACAAGGUCCUUUCAGACAUGAAGCGACAUAAGAAGCUGGAGGAGCAGAUCCUUCGUACGGGGAGGGACCUCUUCAGCCUGGACUCAGAGGACCCUAGCCCUACCAGCUCCCCACUCCGGUCCUCUGGGAGUAGUCUCUUCCCUCGGCAGCGGAAAUACUGAUGGCUGCUGCUGCUGGCCCUAGGGUGCAUUUUCUGUACCUGCUGGGGCCCUCCUCUCCUAACCCAUUCUGGGAAACUUGGGAGGAAGAGAGAAACCUCAGGUUCCUGACAGCACCUUUUGGGAAAGAGAGAGUGUGUGUGUGUCUUUGAUGUUGAACUUCUAAUCAGAGACCUGGACUGAAUUUUCUGAGUCUAAAAUAAAAAGAUGCAGAGUUAUUUUAAAA
Otolemur garnettii (small-eared galago) is the source of this 1426-nucleotide messenger RNA. It is a transcript of the gene PAGR1, whose product is annotated as PAXIP1 associated glutamate rich protein 1. The record is from RefSeq and is a predicted model, not a curated record. NCBI's taxonomy places the organism in Eukaryota, Metazoa, Chordata, Mammalia, Primates, Galagidae. The transcript is spliced from 3 exons. The coding region runs from base 439 to 1203 and encodes 254 amino acids.